Molecule: messenger RNA, 5247 nt
Organism: Harmonia axyridis
Lineage: Eukaryota; Metazoa; Arthropoda; Insecta; Coleoptera; Coccinellidae
Product: zinc finger protein 148-like
Exons: 6
Coding region: 172-2220 (682 amino acids)
Biological process (GO): regulation of transcription by RNA polymerase II
Cellular component (GO): nucleus
Source: RefSeq, a predicted model, not a curated record
UUUUGUUCGUAGAUCUGAAAACCUUUAGGUCGAAAGUUCCAAUUUGUUAUUUCCAAUUUUCCUGAAAAAUGGAAAUCCAUUUUCUAAGUUUAGAUUAGUUCACAACUCUUUGCUUAUUUAUUUUGAAAAUGGAAUAUAGUCUAAAUAUAAUAAAAAAAACACCUGACAAAAAUGAGUAUGUGGAACGAAAACAAUGAAAAUCUUAACGAAACAAUUUCCACCGAAAAUGUGCAAGGUCAAUUGGAUUUUAAAGACGAAGAAAAUCUAGGAAACCAAAUAUGGACAAUUAGUAAAUAUGAUACUUUUUCGUAUAGGGACAGAGAGUCAGAAUAUAAAUAUAUCGAAAAAAAUAAAUUAUUUUCAAAUGUCAGAUUAGUAGAACCUUCAAUCAAUACAAACCAUGGGGGUACACAAAGUAAUGGGGCAUUAUCUUCUGAAAAAUCCAAAGAUAAUGCACAAAACAGAUAUCAAUGCGUUUUUGAUGGAUGUGGAAGAACAUACAGCACAGUUGGAAACUUGAGAACACACAUAAAAGCACAUAAUGGCGAGUAUAAGUUUAAAUGUGAUGAAGAAAAAUGUGGAAAAACCUUUCUUACAUCAUAUAGUUUGAAAAUUCAUCUCAGAGUCCAUUCGAAAAUUAAACCAUUCAAAUGCAAUUCUGAGGAUUGUGAUAAGGCUUUUAAUACCUUAUAUAGAUUACGGGCUCAUGAAAGGUUGCAUAAUGGACAGACUUUCAAUUGUGAAAGUAUAGGCUGCUCCAAGUAUUUUACUACACUUAGUGAUCUCAAAAAGCAUAUCAGAACUCACACUAGAGAGAAGCCUUAUAAGUGUAAGGAAAUUACAUGUGGCAAAUCGUUUACUGCAAGUCACCAUUUAAAAACUCAUUUACGUAUACACAGUGGAGAACGCCCUUAUGUCUGCAAGGAAGAUCAAUGCACAAAGGCAUUUUCUACACCUCAUAGCCUCAAGUCCCAUCUAAAAACUCAUCAGAAAGCUCAAGAAGCAAUUCUCGCGACCAAAGAUUCCUCCAAAAUUAAUUCGGAACAGAAUGCAAACAACACAGAAAAUAAUGGAAGUAACGCAAUUCAAAAUAUGGAUAAUUCUUUAAAUGAGAGAUUCACAUGGCCAUACAUCAAUUCUGAAGAUAAUCAAGAAAUAGAUAUAUCUCCCCUACACCAAACAAUCGAUCUUUCCGAUUUAUUCACCACAAAUAACGUAGAACUUCCAACUCUUGUUGCUACCGAAACUAUCAAUCCAGCAAGAUAUGCUGCAGUUAUAGAAACAGAUUUCAGCGAUCAAUUUGAGACUGCCAAUAUUCUUAAAAAUUAUGCAACAGUGAACACUGCUGAACCUAUACCUACUCAGCUUUCCUAUAAUAUCGGCACAGAAAAUAUUGAAAAUGGAAAAGAUGGUGAAACACUGAAUGAUACCGUGAUGAAGCUUGAAGACAACUCUAUAAUCAUGGAAAUCGAGAAAGCUGGCGAAUCGUAUGAUGUGAAUCUUACUGCUAAUUUGGUUAAUAAUUUUGAUGUGGAUAUGUUGGAUACUGGUGUAAGGCAAAUGGGUUUAGAAUUCAAUGAAGAUGAAGUAGGUGCAAGUACAUUUCCUGAAAAAGUUGAUAUCCUUCAAGAAUCAAUGAUUUCUGCCCAAGAGUCUGGAGAGCUUAACACCCCAGAAAUUUUAGAACCUGAUCAAGAAAUGGUUCCAAAUUGGAUAGAAGCUCUUAACUAUCCAACCAACAAUGGUGCUGCUUUAGAAAAUAGUUUAACCCAGAAUGAUUUGGUGUUUGAUACAUUCAAUUUUCAAGAAAUUUUGAAUGAUACCAAUAAUAAUAAUACUAGUACUAACGUAAUGAACACUACUACUGGUUUAUUCCAAACAAAUAAAUCAGAUCUUCUGAAAAAUUUGGCAGCUGAUGCUGAUAUUUGUAAAUGUCAAAAUUGUGGCUGUACAUCUCACUCAAGUUGUACAAAUUGCUCUACAGAAACAGAUAAAACUGUUAAUGAAGAGGCAAAAAAUUCAUUUACGUAUUUGGACUUAUCGCAAUUUGAGGGUUCAACUGAAAUUGAAGACGAUCAAUGCUGCAUCUUGGUUUGUUUAAAAACUGUAAAACAAGCACAGCAGGUAAUUGCUUUGAAAAAUUGUUGUGCCAAUGGUCCAAACACGAAUCUGGGUUGUUUUAAAACUAAUAUGUGCAAUCAAAUUUUCAACAGUUCAUAACAUAUUACAUUUACAUGAAUUCGAUUUGAAAACGCUGUGUUAAUAGGCUAUUUGAAAUUUUUUUCAAAACCUUUCAGGUUAUUCAAUGACAUUCUUCUGUGGUUAUUCUUGAUUACAUGAAAAUUGGAUAUUUUCAAUUCGCACAAAAAUUUCUCAAAAAAUAGCAAUAAUAAAAUGAGAUGCUGCCAAUUUCACUCAAUAUAGGCUCACAUGGAUAUAUAAAUAAUUGAGUGUCAUUUACAUGAAAGCAUUGGUUUUUAUCAUUGAUCUAACCAUUUUGUUUUGAGAAGAUCGUGUUGUCGGUAAUUUAAUAAUAUUUCAUUGUAAAGAUUACUUUGAUUCAUUACAUUCUUACUAUGGCGAUCUGUUUGUGUUAGAAUGUUAUUUUAAAGGUCCUUUCUAUAGAGAAAAUUAAUCUGCUCAAAUUCGCAAAAUAACAAGCAUAUAUUGGGUAUGGUCCUUAUAUAACUUUGGUUACUAUGGUUAGUGAGUUGGUGGUCCGUAUAUGUCAAAUUCCUCAAAAACUGGUGAUUAUUUCCUCAAACUUCGGUGAAUUAUCUGUCACCAGAGCAACCGUACUUUUAUUCUGGUUAGGUUCGGUGACCACGCCCACUCCGGUUGGCAGUUGUCAUUUUAAUUUUCAGAUUAUUGUUUAUGUCAUUUUCCAUGACAUCUAACACUCAAAAACUUUAUUAUUUUCAUUAUGAGACGAAUACCCUUCAAAGCCAUUAAGAACUAUUAGUUAUUUACAAAUUAAAAGAGAUCAACCAUUUAUAACCUCCGAAGUUCUGUCAAUGAAAAUUUCAGUUGACUAUUGACAAAUGUCAAGCGGUCCGUAAAUACGAAGCAGGUUACCUGAGACAUUGAAAACCACUAGCAACCGCUCUGAAAUUCUCGGCGAUAUACGGACCAUACCCUUUAAUAUAGGAACGAAGAUGCAAAUAACACAUGUGUUCACUUGACACCAUACAGUUCAUUUCUCAUCACAUGAUUAGUUUGAAUUACUUGAGUAUUCGAUAUUUUUUGCAUAUUUGAUAACAUUAAUGUCAAAUAGCCUAAUCGGCUGUUUUGAACACUAAAAAGUACCAAAGGUUUAUCACAUGUUUUUAUAUGAAAUGCUUUUACUCUCCAAAAUAUCGUGUUAAUGAGUUCGUCUAAGUUUCAUUGCUUCUCUGAUGUCUUGUUAGUUUUCUAUUCGGUUAUACUCCAUAAAAAUAUUUUGAUUUUAAGAAAGUUUGCUUUCUAAUAACGUAUAUACAGGAUAUUCCUCAAUUAAUGGAAAUUGGAGAUUCCCUGGUAAUUUUAAGAAGAAUGUCCCAUAAACAUGCUUUGUUUCCGAGAUUCAGGGGAAUUUUUCAAGUUUUCUCCUCAUAGCGUCUGCACUUCACAAAUUAUUCAAGUGAAAUUUGGCACAUUAUGUUCCAUUUUAGGGUGGACAUCACAUGAUAUGCUUAUUUUGAUUGCAAAUCUGCAGACUGAUAUUUUUUCUUGAACAAUGCCCGCUUUUUUCCUCCAGACCUUUUUUUUUUGUUUGCCAUUGGUAGUUCAAAAAUAUGUGAACCGAAACCUUAUCAUAGUACUAAAAAAUUUUGGUUUCUUGUAGUUUUGCCAUAUUUGCUAACCAUUUCGAGGAAAAAAAUUUAAAUAACUCCCGGAAUUCUCAGGAAAAUCCAAAUUAACAUAAAAUCUAUAAGUUAGCUGUGAUGAACGAAUUUGCUAUUAGUUUUGGUGAUCUAUAGCAAUCAUCACACAAAAAGUAGUACUUCAAGAAACACCCUGUAUCUUAAAAACAUAGUGUUUGCGGGGCAAUGUUUAUAGAACUGUUUUCUUAAAAUUAUCUAAGGAAUCUCUCAUUUUAGUUUGUACCUCCAAUUUAGGAACACACUGUAUCCUACAGCGUAUGAACUUCUACAGCAUUAAAAUUUUGUUUUGUUCUUUAAUAGUUUGAUGUUGUAUAAAAAUUUCCUAUGUGAUAAGGUUGAAUUUUUGCUGCUACAAAUUUGGAAUUCAUUUCAUCAUAGUUAUAUAUUAUACGUUUUGUUAUGUAAAAUUUUUUUUUUUUUUUUUUAUCAGCAAUCAGAAUGAAUUCUAUGCUAAUUUUGAGAAAACUAUUUCAACAUGUCGUGAAGAUAUUCUCCCCAUUAGGAGAAUCUCUCAGUAGUCCAUCAGGUCAGUUGGCCAUUUCCUUUGCAGUCUUCUUGUUUCGUUGACCUGUGUUAAAGUUUUUUUUUCUUCCAGUUUAGACUGAUAUUUACUACUUCUUGUUUUUAUGACAUCCUGAACAGAGGGUAUUUUCAGAUCUUCAUCAAGUGUUUGAUUAGUAACAUACCAGUUAUGUAACAUUGAAAAGAAUUUUUGGUUUUUGUUUCUUGAUUGUUGUGAUCUCUCAACUCUUCAUAUGUGCCUUAAUUUUUACCUAUCGAAGUGUUAUUUUAUAAAUAAUCAAUUUCUAAGUUUAAUAGAUUUGGUCUUUAAUUCUAGAACUUUUGAAAAAUAAUAUAUUUUUCCUAUCUACAUCUUUAUUGUUAUUGUCUUGAGUUAUACAAUAUAUUUCAUAUUUCGUGAAGAAAUAUAGAGCCUAUUUCCUAUACUAUUUUGAACAAAUUUACUGGGCAAUAGUACUUUUGCCAAAUUUAUUAGAUUUAAGCUUGUUGCCAAAUAUAAAUCAUCAUAUUUUAUGUAUGUAUUGUUGAAUUGAUUAAGUGAAUACAUUUUAUGAAUCCUCUGGAAAUGUGCCUUAAAUACUUAAUAUAUAUAAUAUACAUAUACCAUAUUUUUUACUGAAUAUGUAUACCAAAAAUAAAAACUGUUGAUAUUGAAUAUUAUCUAAGUGCAAUAUUUUAUAAUAACAAUUUAUCGAAUUUAUAUGGUGUCAUUAUUGUUAACCAAUAUUGGUUUACUAAAAUUUUCAUAGUUUAUACAGUGUGUUGUGUUUGUAGUUUCCUAUUUUAUAUAAUUAUAGUAUUUUUGCUAGUCAUAAUAGUGUUAGCUUGCAACUAACGACUGUUAAUAAAGUUUACAAUUGAU